AUGGUGUUAGGCAUAUUGAGUGCCGUCGCAGCCUGCCCAGCCAUAGUAGGGACUACGGAGGCUGUGAGACAUGGUCAAAAGGCUCAAGCCAAGGAGGCUCAUCGUGGUCAGAAAGUCAACAUGAUUGCCAGAUUACCUACUCCUAUUCCUGGAUACAGUGAGAAAUUCGAAGGUUCUCUAGUCGUAUUGAAGGAUGACAAACUAUACAUUCAGCAUGCUCAGUCGAAAUUCCCACCAUAUUCUGUCCAUCCGUUUGCAGGCUACUAUCUCCCGUACCCAUCAAAUCAGAAUAAAUGGGCUGGAGCGGGGUACAAAGGCGAAGGAUUGGUCAGUACGAUCAAUGAGCAAAAUCACUUGAAUUGGAUAUACGUCGAUCGCGAUACGCACGAAAUCAAAUAUGGUGUAAAGCAAGAUGCAGAGGGUAACUGUUGUGGACCAUGGGACUGUACGUCAAUAGAUAAACGAAUGACAUUUGAAGGAUGGGAAGGGUUCAUCGCUGUUCAGGAAGAUGAAAGAGAGGAUAUAUGGGCAUUAUAUUUCGAUAGGUUCGAUGACGGCUUGUCGUCAGAUGGGUUAAUAGGUGAUUUCGAAUCGACAGGUAAACAGGUGAGAAUGUUGGAAGUGCAAUUGAUAAGGAAGGAGAGACAGAAAGAUUUCGAAAUGGCUCAAGAAGAGAGGGUAGAGAGGAUAAGAGCGAUGAAGGGAAAACAGAGGGAACAGCAAGAGCAAGGAUUACAGGAAGAAGACAAAUAA
This is a messenger RNA of Kwoniella botswanensis, 753 nucleotides long. RefSeq lists its product as uncharacterized. The record is from RefSeq and is a predicted model, not a curated record. Lineage: Eukaryota; Fungi; Basidiomycota; Tremellomycetes; Tremellales; Cryptococcaceae. The transcript has 2 exons. Bases 1 to 753 code for a protein of 250 amino acids.